GACCUCUCCACACAAGCACACAGCGGACAAGCAUCAUUGGCUCUGGCUUUCCGAAAACACGUUUUUAUUCGCUCACCCGUGCCUCCCUAACAUACCUUCCCAGAAAAAAAAAUCUGCUAUCCGCCCGCAAACAAAAUCGCAAUCGUGCCCUGCCGAUUGAAGCCCCUCUUAUUAAAAACUUGCGCUGUUGCUCCUGCUCAAGUUGGCUUCACUCUGGUCCAGACGCCUCUGCAAAUCGCCUCUGUCUCCGUCUCUCUUUACGCCUCCACAUUUCCCGAGACGACCGAGAUAUCUCGGCUACUUUCACAAAAUGGCUGACGAAAUCACCCAUGCAACCAUCAAAGAUGGCUGGUUCCGCGAGAUCUCGGACAUGUGGCCGGGCCAGGCCAUGACCCUCAAGGUCAAGAAGGUGCUGCACCACGAGAAGAGCAAGUAUCAGGAUGUCCUGAUCUUUGAGUCGACCGACUACGGCCACGUCCUGGUCCUGGACAAUGUCAUCCAGUGCACCGAGCGUGACGAGUUCUCGUACCAGGAGAUGAUCACCCACCUAGCCAUGAAUUCGCACCCCAACCCCAAGAAGGUCUUGGUCAUUGGCGGCGGCGACGGCGGUGUCCUGCGCGAGGUGGUCAAGCACGAGUGCAUCGAGGAGGCCACCCUCUGCGACAUUGACGAGGCUGUCAUCCGCCUGUCCAAGCAGUACCUCCCCAGCAUGUCGGCCGGCUUCAACCAUCCCAAGGUUAAGGUUCAUGUUGGCGAUGGCUUCAAGUUCCUGGACGAGUACAAGAACGCGUUUGACGUCAUCAUCACCGACUCGUCCGACCCCGAGGGACCCGCCGAGUCGCUCUUCCAGAAGCCCUACUUCCAGCUACUAUUCAACGCCCUCCGCGAAGGCGGUGUCAUUACCACCCAAGGUUCCGAGAACCAAUGGCUUCACCUGCCCCUGAUCACCAAGCUUAAGAAGGACUGCAAGGAGAUCUUCCCGGUCGUUGAGUACGCCUACACCACCAUCCCGACGUACCCGUCUGGACAGAUUGGCUUCAUGGUGUGCUGCAAGGACGCCAACGUCAACGUCAAGGCUCCCCUGCGGUCGUGGACCCCUGAGGAGGAGGCCAAGCUGUGCAGGUACUACAGCUCGGAGAUCCACAAGGCCAGCUUCGUCCUGCCCACGUUUGCCGCCCAUGCCCUGAAGUAGAGAGCUCUGCCCUGUUUUGGAGUAAACAGAAGCAGGCUGAGACGGGGGGACAUCUGAAGAGGUAUAAUGGAAAAAUCGGUGCUAAGGGUAGAUUUACUGAAUCUUCAGGCGUGAGACUGCACAAAAAAAUUGGUAGAUUUUGGCCAUUUAAGACUGAAAACAAUGACGAUAGAGAGAGGCCAUGG
Molecule: messenger RNA, 1377 nt
Organism: Lasiosphaeria miniovina
Lineage: Eukaryota; Fungi; Ascomycota; Sordariomycetes; Sordariales; Lasiosphaeriaceae
Product: spermidine synthase
Exons: 4
Coding region: 311-1192 (293 amino acids)
Biological process (GO): polyamine metabolic process
Molecular function (GO): catalytic activity
Source: RefSeq, a predicted model, not a curated record